AUGAAUAAAAGCAAAUCAAAAAGCAAAAAGAAAAAAGGCAUCAAGGGUAAAGACAAUGAGACGAAGAAUCUAUCAAAUGAGGAGAUCGAAAAUUUAGUCAAAAUACAAAGGGAGGAACUGCUUAGGGCAGUUCAAAGGAAGCGCUUGCUGGAGAGCAGACUGGAAGAAAAGAAAAACGAACUGGAACGCUUCAAAAAGGAGUACCACGAAUUGAAAAGCAAAGUAGACUUCCUUAGCGAGGGAUGUGAAAAGUAUGGAGAAAAGACCGAGGAAGAACCAAAGGUGAUUAAAAACAAAUCAGUCUUUUACAAUUUUCAAAAUGCAGAGGAGUUAAAAAAGCUGAACAAGGAAAAGGAAGAUAUAAAGACCAUGAUUGGGGAGAAGCACGAGCAGACAAUGAAUAAUUUGGUAAACUUCAUAGAUCAACAACGAGUCAACUUGGAUGAUGUGAAAAACAGAAACUUCGAGGAAAUAGACCACCUGAAUGCGUCCUUCGAUUUGAAACUAAAAAAAAUGGAGAAACUAUUCAAAACAUAUCUGGAAGAAUAUGAACACGACAUGAAAGACGAAAUGGAUGAAAUGAUUGAUAAUUACAACGUAAUCGAGAGGAACGAAAUAAUUUAUUUAAACAACCUGUACAAUGAUCAUAUUAACAGCAUUAAUGAAAUACAUGUCGAUAUGCUUCAAAAUUGUAAGAAUUAUUAUAUAGAACAAAUCAGGGGAAAUAUUGAUAAAAUAAAAUCACUCAAGAGCAAUAUUAACGAGCUGGACGAGCGUGACCGGGAAUUAAGAAACAACCUGAGCGUCCACAGUAGCCAGAAUUUGGACAUGGCGGAGAAAAUAGGCUCCUUGGAGGUUAAGAGGGAAAACCUCAACAAGGACCUGAAAUUUUACUCCAAAGACUUUGUAAUCUUCAAAAACUUGGAGCUAAUUUAUAACGAAAGCAAUAUGUACAUAAAAAAUUUAAGAGAGUUCGCCCAGAAUUCGAAGGAAAAAAUUUCUCAAGUGGAGGAGGCGUUUGAGGAACUCCCACAAGGGGAUGACCAAAAUGGGGAUGCUUAUUUUGAAGGCCAUUUUGAAGAAAUAGAAAAUAAAAAUAGGCUAUUAAGAAAAAUGGUACAAAACAUUGACCUGGACAUGGACGCAGUGAACAAGGAAUUAACUUCCUACAUAAACAGCCAUCAUGUGAGGGAUAACGAUGUACAGAAGGUGCGGCAAGGAAUAAACUUCUGCAUGCAAACUUACAACAAAGAAUUUGACAAUCUGCUAUAUACGAAAAAGCGGGUGAAAAAAAAAAUGAAAGACACUUCCAAUGUGUACGAGAAAAAAUUGCGCGACAUAAAUGUGAAGCAGGGUGGUUAG
Messenger RNA from Plasmodium knowlesi strain H, 1362 nucleotides. Its product is annotated as GAS8-like protein, putative. The record is from RefSeq and is a predicted model, not a curated record. Gene Ontology annotation, biological process: cell motility. NCBI's taxonomy places the organism in Eukaryota, Apicomplexa, Aconoidasida, Haemosporida, Plasmodiidae. Gene Ontology annotation, molecular function: microtubule binding; small GTPase binding. Gene Ontology annotation, cellular component: microtubule; Golgi apparatus; motile cilium. Bases 1 to 1362 code for a protein of 453 amino acids. The transcript is spliced from 4 exons.